Molecule: messenger RNA, 1957 nt
Organism: Pseudo-nitzschia multistriata
Lineage: Eukaryota; Bacillariophyta; Bacillariophyceae; Bacillariales; Bacillariaceae
Source: the annotation of a GenBank genome assembly
UUACGGUACGGYACAGUACCUAGUACCGUAGGUUGCAACGCCUUGUAUUGUCAACCAAGAACCGUCCCGACRAUACCUUCGCGCGCAGAUUUUGGAAGCCCCCCCUUUUUUGAACACCCACCCCUAAAAAACCCUUCUGUACAGAAUUUUGAAUUUUCAUUCCCGCGGCGGAGCGGAAAUUGCAAGGCCGUAGUAAAACUGAGAAUGGUACGGUAAUACACGGUACCCUGUACGACCGCACCGGACGUCUACAAAACACAUUUUUUUGGGUUGGAGAUCUUUCGACGGCAAUUUCGCGAUGUAAAACGUUGAUUUUCUCUGUCAAAAUCGAAACAGCCAUCAAAUCAUGGGUUCCAUUCAAAACGGGAAACGCAUCAUUGUCCCUCAGAGAAGUGUCAAUGGCGGUCUAGGUAAGUACAUUGACGGGUUUCUUCUGGAUCGACGUACAAGGUCUCCGUUCUACUGUAUUUGAAUCGAAUCGAAUCGAAUCGAAUCGAAUGGAUGACCGACGAGACGACAUGAGACGAUAGGAGAAAUCUUGGUGAAGCGUUUCCGCCAUCUCCCGUGUGUGCCGCAACGUUUCCCAUCGAAGCUUGAUUCGAUUCGUAGACACUCACUCGUUCUGUGCACACGCACUCAUACACAUACACAUACACAUACACAUACACAUUGCACGAUCAGCCUUCAAAUUCGAUACGGAUCCCUAUGGGAUCGAUCUGCACGGAUUGCUCACACCCGAGCAAUUCACCGAGGCGAUCGAGAACCUAAACACGAAGCUGCGCCCGAGCCGGCCKGGGGCGAUCGACGCCACACUUCUCGCCACGGGKCCKCUCUUGGUGCCCCUCGCGGUGUGGGGGGUCCGGCACCGCCUGCAGACGAAAAAGCGGAAACGGCUCCUGAAGGAGGGAAUCCACGAGUUCAAYACGUGCCGACAAUACCAAGACCUAGGUUUGUGCAUGAGGUGGAACCGUCGGCCGGCGCAGUCCGUGCUGCUGAUCGAGCGCAGGCAACACCAGGGCUGUGUGGUCGUAGCCGACGGGAGCAUCGGUGGUAAUUUCGACGGUGAAAUGGUUGUUGCCAGCGAGCCGCCCCGCGGAAAUGACUUUCAUCACAUUGCGCAGGCGACACUGCUUCCCAGCAGCAUUGAUUCUGGAUCUCGGCCGCCACUGCCACAGCAACAGCAACAGGUCUAUCCUCGUCCACAGCAGCACCAGCAGCAGCACCAGCAGCACCCAAAUUCGAGACAGGUUCAACAGCACCAGCACCAGCACCAGCAGGAUGAGCAACUAUUGGUAUUGUAGAACCAACUGUUGCCACGAUUGGCUUUCAGCCCACAAGAAGACUUCACAAGCAAGUGGUGGCAGUGUGUAGAAAUGGACUUCCUCCGUCACCAAAAAAUAGUAUUAGUGGAACUGACAGUACUAGCUACUCGCACUACUAGUACUACUACUAGUAAUAGAACUAAAAACUGCUAUUCCGAAUGUAUUCCCACAAAUAGGAAGCCUGUGACCCAGAUUUAGGCUUGUGGGUUUGUGGGUUUGUGGUACAAAGUAGUCCAUGUGCCAAGUGCAUACGGCACUGGGUAAAACAGAGAGAGGAAUUCAAGAGGGGGACGACUUCCACUAAAGUAUUUUUUCCGAGAAUCGCAGAUUUUCACCCAAAAUCUGGGCCAUUGAAUUUUCGUUAGCGCUCAUUUUUAAUGUUCUCAUCCAUACGAACUGGUUUCUAGUAUGGUACGUACCGUACGAGGACUCCUAAUGUCAAGCCCAAUAAAGUCAAGUACUUGGCAAUUCCCCUGGUGUCAUUUUUUUUAUUUUCCCGUUUUUAUUUCUCCUCUCCCCCUCGUCCAAGAAAAAAGUGUCCUAAAAUAUUUCUAAACCAGGUACUUACUACUGAGAAUAUCAAAUCAGUGCUUAUCUCAAGUAUUAAGGACCACUAAUAGAAAUAUUUUGGGACU